AUGACCGUGGUUCAAACGUCUCGGCCGGCUACUUUUGCAGCAGAUAUUCCAGAAGAAAUGCCUCCAACAGCAUAUAUCGGUAUCGUCAAGAAAGGAGCCCUUUCUCCUGCCAACAUCCCUCCUGCUUCUCCUCCUCCACCUCCUCCUCCUCCUGCUCAGGAUGCUCCGAACUCACCGGCACGACCGGAAGCUGGUUCUCCUGCUCCUCCUGCCAGCCCGUAUCCACCUGCACCUACGCAGCCU
This is a messenger RNA of Cylicostephanus goldi, 243 nucleotides long. Lineage: Eukaryota; Metazoa; Nematoda; Chromadorea; Rhabditida; Strongylidae. The record is from the annotation of a GenBank genome assembly.